Messenger RNA from Papilio xuthus (Asian swallowtail), 679 nucleotides. Its product is annotated as protein D3. The record is from RefSeq and is a predicted model, not a curated record. Bases 116 to 670 code for a protein of 184 amino acids. The transcript has 5 exons. NCBI's taxonomy places the organism in Eukaryota, Metazoa, Arthropoda, Insecta, Lepidoptera, Papilionidae.
AAAUAAUUUUAUGAUAACCUAAACAUGUAACGUUGUAAUAAAAAAAUUCGCGAAGUGUUACCAUAAAAUAGCUCAGUUUCUUCUCGGUGGCCGUCUGCGACGAACGUAAAGCACAAUGUCUGUUAAGAACGCAUUUGAGACGAGCAAGAUAGUUCCUGAUGUCAUCCCAACCGCACCAACAGCUCUCAUUGGGUUGAACUACCAAAGUGGCGCGGUCGCGAACCUGGGCAAUGAAUUGGCCCCUACAGUGGUGAAGGACCAGCCCACAGUCACCUAUGACGCUGACCCUAGCGCCUACUACACUCUCGUCUUCACCGACCCGGAUAAUUACGAUGGUCCUGAACCGGUCUACCGUGAGUGGCACCACUGGCUUGUCGGUAACAUCCCCGGUAACAAAGUAGACCAGGGCGAGGUCCUGUCCGGGUACAUUGGUUCCGGACCACCGGAAGGCACUGGUAUUCACAGAUACGUCUACAUCUUGUACAAACAACCCGGAAAAAUCGACUUUGAUGAGACCAGAUUGACCAACAAGUCUAUCGACGGUCGCGCCGCUUUCUCCACCAAGAAGUUCGCUGAGAAGUACAACUUGGGAGCGCCAGUCGCCGGCAACUUCUACCGCGCACAGUUUGACGACUACGUACCUCUGUUGUACAAGAGCUUGGGUGUUUAAUUCUUAAUA